AUGAUUCCUAUGUGGUCGCAAUGGAUAUUUAUUUCAAUCAACGCGGUUUCACUUCCACUCUACGUAACCAUCAUCGUUAUUUGUGUAAAGGAAUGGAAACAUAACCAUACACGAAGAACAUUUUACUUGCUUAUCGUUUCGCAGGGCAUCGUGGAUAUUGUGGUGAUGCUUAACUAUUUCCUGUUCUGGACUCUACGCGUAGCACAGUUGUUCGACAACUUCUACUGGGAUUAUCAAGAUUACUAUGUUGCUACAUGGGCUUUCAAUCAGACCUAUAUAUCAGUUUUUAUACGAUGUUUCGGAGUUCUGCUGAUCACUUUUCAGCGGUACAUUUCGUUGUGCAGAAACGGUUCUCGCCUAGAACAGUUUCAUAACGUUUCUCACCGAUGGGCAAUGCCGAUCGUACAAUGGGCAGUGCCUUCAGUCUAUUCCAUUCCGCUUCUUCUUCUGACCCAUGCCACCUUUCACUCUUUGCAAAACCUCGAAGUGAUUGUAGAAAGACAGUCAAUCACCUUUAUGCUACGGAGCUAUACUGAGGUUUCUUGUGAAAAACCGAUACAGUGGCAGCACGGCUGUAAAACAAGAGCGCCGCCUAUACCUUCAAAUGCUAGGACUCUUUUUGGAUUUGUGCUUCUCCUUAUUUACAAUAUGAUGCACUUAAAGUUCUCGCUGAGCUCCAAUGAUGGUCCCAUAUUUACGAUGAGAAUCGUGUUCCCUAUGGAUCAGCUGCUUCUUCUCGUAUAUCAACGCUUGGAUGAUGCUGUUUUUGAAUGA
This is a messenger RNA of Ostertagia ostertagi, 774 nucleotides long. The record is from the annotation of a GenBank genome assembly. NCBI's taxonomy places the organism in Eukaryota, Metazoa, Nematoda, Chromadorea, Rhabditida, Trichostrongylidae.